This is a messenger RNA of Conger conger (European conger), 2083 nucleotides long. It is a transcript of the gene cdca7b, whose product is annotated as cell division cycle associated 7b. Gene Ontology annotation, cellular component: nucleus. The record is from RefSeq and is a predicted model, not a curated record. The coding region runs from base 288 to 1598 and encodes 436 amino acids. NCBI's taxonomy places the organism in Eukaryota, Metazoa, Chordata, Actinopteri, Anguilliformes, Congridae. The transcript is spliced from 9 exons. Gene Ontology annotation, biological process: regulation of DNA-templated transcription.
UCUCAUCCGGCGUUGCAGCGUGGCCAGUACUGCAACUUCUCAAGCUGUUGUUAUAGGAAAGCGAGUUAAUGCAUAGCUGCACAUGAAUCGGAUAAAAAAUAACUGCAGCUAGCUAUAGAAUAGAGCUCAUAAGAACGUGCCUGCAGAAAUAUCUAAUUAGUUGGAUAGAAAAUCUUAGUAUCGUAGUUUAGUAACGUUACUUCCCUCUACGCUAAUCAACAGGCUAGCCUCGGAAUAAUUGCUGGCUAAAAUUCGUUGUCUUGCUGUAACAUGUCUUUGGUUCAUUCAUGCUCCCGUGCAAAGCCAAGAUAGGCAAUGAUGUGCGUUUCAAAUCCAAAUACAUCACGGAUGAGCUGGUUCGGCUUUUCACAGAAGACACUGACACGGAGGACGAAGAAUUUGAGGGUUUCGACGAAGAAGAUUGCUCGUGGAUCAGUGACGGGAUCAAGUGCAUGUCUGAAGAGUCCGAGGACAGCGAUGAGGAAGACUACAACACCUCUGGCCCUGCGAGGAGGAAAAGCGCCGCUCUCUGUGUGGCCUUCCGGUUUCCAACCAAGAAGGGACAGUCUCAGCGGAAAAGUGAAGGGAAGAACAAGCAGGACCCUGAGCAGCAUACUGAUUCUCAACCAGUGACUCUUAGAGCCAGAGGAAGAGGAGGAGCAGGAAGAGGAGCAGGAGCAAGAGGAGGAGGAAGAGGAGCAGGAAGAGGAGGAGGAAGAGGAAGAGGAGGAAGGAGAGGAACCACAGAAAAUGUUCCCCCGCCUCAGAUGAACAGAAGUCCCCUGCAGACUAGCACUGCUCUGGUGUCUGAAUCUGGCAACGAGGAUACGGCUGAUGAGGACAAGCCCCACGCUUUGCAGAAGCGGGCCAAUAAUAUCAAAGAAAAUAAAGCAAUGCUUGAAAAGCUGUUGGCAGACUUGCAUUCGAUGCCAGUCCUUCUACCCCGGAAAACACAGUCGGUGUCAUCGCCGAAGAAGCGAGCGCCUCCAAAGAAAGGCCGAGCACAGGGCGAGAUCGUGGAGCGGCGGAACCCAACACGCAGUGCUCGACCCCCUGCCAAUUUCGGGGUUGAGGAUUUCUCCAUAUCGCCCACCAAGCUUAUAGCACAACUUGGGAACAUCAAGAAGGCCAAGCUUAGGGCAAGACUGUCUGAGGUAAACCAGGACGGGGUAAAGAGACGACGAACAUCUUCCAAAAACACAACCCCGCGUGCGGUCGAUGACAUCACAGAGGAGGAGCUGGAAAAUGUGGCGCACACAGGAAGCGACAAGAUUUAUGACAAAGAGCACGGCAGCACUUGUCAUCAGUGCAGGCAGAAGACCAUUGACACCAAGACUGUGUGUAGGAAUCCCAGCUGCUGGGGUGUGAGGGGCCAGUUCUGUGGGCCCUGUCUGCGCAACCGAUACGGCGAAGAUGUCCGUGACGCGCUGCUCGAUUCUAUGUGGGUCUGCCCUCCGUGUCGGGGCAUCUGUAACUGUAGUUUCUGCAGGAAGGCAGAUGGCCGCUGUGCUACAGGCAUCCUCAUCUACAUGGCCAAGUUCUACGGCCACAGCAACGUGAAGGAGUACCUGGAGAGCCUCCAGAAACACUUGUCUUAGAAGAAAAUGCCGACGGACAUAGUCCAAGGGUGAGGGGCCAGCUGAAGACUGCAUUUUAUAAACCACGGUUAAGGGGUUGUAUCUUAUUUACCGUUCAUUCCUGUCCAUUCAAAAUUGUUGGAUUGUUUAGUUUUGUCGUUCUGUAAGAGCAUAGUUGUCGAUUGUUCCUUUUACCUAUUCCAUGCUGACAUUUUUAUUUUGUACGAAUAACACAAAUUAAUAAAACCAUUAGCACUUUCAUAUCACUGACAAUGAAAAUUAUUGAUCUAAUUUUUUGUGAUAUUGAGCUGUAUUUUUUUUUAUGCACUUAAAAGGCAGAAUUUUAAUAUCAGACCCGGCAAGUUAAUUUUGUUUGAGCCAUUUCCUUAAUGCAACCAUCUUUUGGAUUUUGGGAGUUGAGUGUUCAUUAAAGAUCUUUUUUUUUUUUUACAUUUAUGUAAAUAUGAUGUUUACCGUUUUGUCAAUACUGUUAACUGGCAAUAAAG